UAAAUGCGGUGAAGUAGUGGACAGCAGGCAGCUCCAAUAGAUUUAGCGCAAUGGAGCAACACGAGCAUGUGUCCGCUUUGGCUUGUCGCUUCCAGGGAAUGCUUUAACGCGGUUAUCAUGAAACGUCUCGCGGGAGAGCACAGCACUGGAAUUUUUACGAGAGAAUGAGCGAGUCUCGCGCAGUUAAAGAUUUGGCAACGCCGGUCUCCAGAAAGCACCGACUCAUGGCCGCGGUCCUUCCCGGGGAUGAGAGCGCGCUGACCGGCUGCGGUGCCCGACCGGAGCAUAACGGUAUCUGCCUAGUGUACUGUUUCAUCUGCGGCGGAGGAGUCACUCCCGGAAAGGAACUGAAGCUGCAAGUGAAACAGCAGCGAGAGAACCUUCCUUUUUUCCCGUUUCUGCAGCACCAAGAGCCGGCCCCUGGGGCCGAAGAGGUCUCCCCCGAUGGAUGCGUAUUAGUUUGCGCUGUUUGCCAGUGUUUUCUCGGAGAGCAGUGGAACUCAUUUGAACGGAGCAGGACGCCUAUUGAGAAGCGUAUGUACUGGCUUAAGCGCCCCUACCAGUGCGACUCGAGGAGGGUCCCGCAGGAAUGGAACAUUUCUUACGACCAGGAGAGGAGGAUCAGCGUGAGUAGCCAGCACUUUGACGCGCCUGAUUCGGACUUGUCAUCCCUGUCAGACAACGAAAACGUUUCAGAUCAGGACAUCGAAUCCACAGAGGGGCCAGUUUCGGGUAGAGAGAAGAGCGCACGCCACUUCGGCAGGGUUUUAAAAGAGGGGCAGUUCCGGGGCGACGAUGAUAAGAGCCAGUCUGAUGUCCACGUGCGCGGCCGCUACUUUAUGGAUGGGCGCCCGGUUGACAUUGCAGCCUCGGCAAACCGCUCCUUGCAAGCACUGAAUCGGGCCACUCCGUCAUCUGGUUCGCUGGCCCAAGUCCACGACUUUAUCCCCAGGCGCUCUUAUGACAGUCCGCCUGCCCAAACACAUGCGCAGGAUAACGGGAUUAUUACGUGCAACAGGCAGUGGUUCCCCGAAGAGAAUGCUAGGCAUCCCGUUUGCCGGCAGCGCUUUGAGGACGCCAGCUGCACAGCAACGGACUCUUUGCCUUUACGCAGCAGCACUGCCAAGCCCACGGCUGUUACUGAUCCACUCCCUGCAUUGUCACCUGUCGACUCCUCGGGUGUGGGCGAACGUCUCAACAAGGGGGAGCCGAGUACGUCUGACAGUACUCACUUAGGCUAUACUGAUUCAGACGAUAACGAAAUAAAUAUUACCAGUGAUGACGACCAAGAAGUGUUUGAAGCAGUUAAGGGCAGAGGGCACGUGUUAGCGCUCAACAAGCAGAUACGCGAGUCAGGCAGCGUCAUCUCAGCCCCCCGGGGCAGCUCAGCAGUCCCGGAGCGGGUGUGCUUUAUAUGCGGAAGUGUGUUGACGCAGAAUAACCAGCAUAAGGUGUUUGUGCAGAAGCAAGAGAGGACCUCAAGUGAGCCCUUUUUUCCUUUUCUGUGGCUCCACACUGCACCCCAGGGUGCCCUUCCCCUCAGCCCUGGUGGGUUCACCCUGGUAUGCUCAUGUUGCCACUCCUCACUCAUGCAGCAGUGGCAGAGCUUCGAGCUUGCCAGUGUGCCAAUUCUACAACGCCUUUAUGUGGUGCCACUGAACACAAGUACCUCAGGAGUUACCCUCAGUGAAAGUUCGAACCACAAGUUGGACAAAGCUGUGCUCCUUGAAGCCUGCUAUCUCUGUGGAGAAGACUGCUCCAAAGGUGUUAAAGUGGUCUACUCUAAGUGUUUCCCUGAUAACUCCAACAGUGUUAUGCACUUUCCCUUUAUUAACAUGCUCCCCUGCCCGCCUAAUGCCAGGGAUGAUAAGAAUGGCAGGGUUCACAGCUGUCUAACAUGUUUUAAUGUCUUGGAGGAGAUAUGGGGUGAAUACAAGGCAAGUGCAAAUGAGGCUCUGAUCACAUCUGUGAAUGCAUUUCUUAGUAGAUACCAUCAGAGUGUCACUAGAACAGCUGGUCAGGUCAGUUGCCUGAGUUACCAGCCAUCAAGGAUGGGGCACACCUCCAUUUGUUACCUGUGUGGGGCAGAUCUCUCAGCAGGCACAGAGUUCCAGCUUAAUGUCAAUCCACCGGGCCGCUGUGGAGAGAGGGAGCCUUUCUUUCCCUUUUUGACUGUCCACCCCCCUGCUCCACGCGCAAAGCCUGCUGACUCCACCGGCCUGGUGUCCACAUGUAUUCUGUGCUACCAUGACCUGUUGAGUCAGUGGAUUCAGCAUGAAGGAAAAUCUGGCCAGCCGGCAAGCAGUCCCUGGUCUCGUCAGUAUAGCGUGGAGACAUUUGUGUGUUUCUUUUGCCGUCAGGAGAAGAGACGGUGCUUGGGCUUAAAAUCUGUUCACGUUGCUCGGCUUCCUGUGUUUCUCUAUGCCCCAAGAGUUAGCAACACUUUGGUGGUGGAUGAUGGGAAAAAACUGACCAUUGGAUCAUGUGUGGAAUGUAAAGCAGUGGUAUUAGCUGGCCAGAAUAUGACACAGAAUUGCCUGUUGGAUGGAGAUUCCCCUUCUAGUAAGCACAAGGCUUUGCCUUCUACUCUAGAAGUGCCAUCAGGGUCCCGAAAAUUGACUGAGGUGCCAGUUCGCCCAGCUUUGGAGGAGACAGGCGAAGCAGCAAGGCAAGGAGGGCCUGGAGUCAUCACAGAGGCUUCUGUUGCCAUCACCGUGGAUGAAGACAGUUCAGACAGCCAGCCAACAAAUAACUGCACCAGUGAGUGCAAAGCAGGAACCCACCCUGGACAGGGCACCAACCAAUCAGAUGCAGACUCAGUCACACCAGGCAUGAGCCAUGAGCCAAAGUCACCUUCGUUAGGAAUGAUCUCCGCCACAACUCGGACCACAGCCACAGUCAGUCCUCUCACCCCUUCCCCUAUUGUGCCCAAUGGAAGCCCUGUCACAAACAGCACCUUGUCUGUCCAGUCUGCACACUCCUCCAGUUUUGCGGCUGCACUGCGAAAACUUGCCAAACAAGCCGAAGAGCCAAGAGGAUCAUCAAUCAGCAGUGAGUCUUCACCAGUGUCCUCUCCAGCCACAAAUCACAGUUCUCCAGCCAGCACACCCAAGAGAGGUCCCAUGGGUCCAAUAAUCGUGCCGCCUGGGAGCCACAGUGUGCCAAGCACCCCUCCUGUUGUUACCAUCGCACCUACCAAAACCGUUAAUGGGCUCUGGAGGAGUGAGGGCCGACAGGCAGAAUCAGCAUCCCGGGGAAGCAGUCGGGAUCGUCUAGGCCCAGAACCUACCUUGCAACAGGAAAAAGGUGGGCCUUCAAUUCCCACGCACCUCCUUGGAAACCAUUAUGCCUUUGGACUAGCCCCAAAUGCAGUUGUGCAGGAUUCUCGCUUCCAAACUUUGAACCUUCCACGGCAGGUUCAUCAUGUUCCAGAGGACUACCUCCGUAGCUUCAGGCCCUAUGGGGCUCACGAGGAACUCAGAAUGCCAUCCCUGCCACCCCUGGGUUUGGACCCAGCUGCUGCAGCUGCUGCAGCUGCCUACUAUCAUCCUAACUAUCUGGCACCACCGCCCUUCUCUGCUUACAGGAUGGAUGACUCAUUCUGCCUAUCUGCCUUGAGGCCUUCCUUCUACUCAAUACCAACACCUGGUUCCUUACCUCCACUACAUCCUUCUGCUGUCCAUGUGCACCUGCCUGGGGUGCGCUACCCUAGCGAGCUGUCACACUCUCUUUCUUUACAGUCUGAGCGGAUUUCGGGACUCACUGCAGAACGGCUUCAACUUGAGGAAGAACUGCGACAACGUGAGAGAGAACGAGAAAGAGAGCGAGAAAGGGAAAGAGAAAGAGAAAAGGAAAGAGAGCGUGAAGCUGAAAGAGAGAAAGAAAGGGAGCGAGAACGAGAGCGUGAGCGUGAACGAGAGAAAGAGUUGGAGAGGGAACGGGAAAAAGAACGGGAACGUGAGCGUGAGGCUGAACGGCAGAAGGAAAGAGCCCGUGAAAAAGAAUUGCAAGCUUCAAAAGCCCUUGAGAACCAUUACUUAGCUGAUCUCCAGGCCCUGCGCGGCCAGUCUGCUGAGGACAGAGCCAAACCCGUUGAGAGGCUGACGCCAAAUAGGCCUGAGAAAAUCAAAGAGCAAGCACUGCCUACUCCAAAACAGAAUCAGCCAGGCCUCCACCAGCCCCCUGUGGCCUCUUCUCAUCACUCACUACCUAGUCUCAUAUCCAGCCAUGGAGGUUUCUUGCCACAUGCCAGUGCAGCAAGUGUUGGUAGCACACCCACAGGGGCCUUAGCAGCUUCUCUGCUGCUACAACGCAACAAUGAAGAAGAGAAAUGGUUGGCACGACAGAGAAAAUUACGUCAAGAAAAAGAAGACCGCCAGUACCAAGUUUCUGAGUUUCGCCAGCAAGUCCUAGAACAGCACCUUGAUGUCGGGAGGACAAAUGAGGGUGAUCAACGGGCCGAAAGCCAUCGGCCUGUUACAAACCACCAUGAGCCAAACAGCCGGGACAUCCUGCAACAUCUAGGAGCUCCACCUCCCCUCAUCUCUCCCAAGCCACAGCACAGGGAUCAUCCACCGCCCCCACCUACUACACUGUGGAACCCUGCCUCCCUUAUAGAAAACAGCUUAGAAGCACGAAGGGGCCAUGAGAGCAUUGCUCCUGGUCACUAUGAACAUAGCUGCCAAACAGUGCCCCUGUCUAAAGGAGAGAGGCAACACAAUUCUGAAAAGCCAGAUGAGAACAACAAGAGAAAAGAGACCGAGAAAUAUCCUGUGGUCCGAGGAUCAGGGUCCCUAGAGCCAGGGGGACAUUCCUAUGGCCCCUUUCUGGCAGAGCUGGAAAAGUCAACCCAGUCUAUUCUCAGCCAACAGAGGGCCUCUUUGCAUUUGCCUCACCAGUUCAGUGACUUGAGUACAUCGCAUAAAUCAUGCCCCAAUUACAGGAACCCACCGGAGUUGUUGCAGGGCCUGGACAAUAUGCUUGUUUAUGAUGAGUUUAUACAGCAGCACCGAAGACUCGUUAGUAAACUGGAUUUGGAAGAAAAGAGGAGAAGAGAAGCCAGGGAAAAAGGCUAUUACUACGACUUGGAUGACUCGUACGAUGAAAGCGACGAGGAGGAGGUGCGAACUCACCUUCGGCGAGUCGCUGAACAGCCGCCACUCAAACUUGAUGACUCCUCUGAGAAGUUGGAAUUCCUUAAGAUGUUUGAUUUAACAACACACCAGCGCAAGGAAGAGCUGCUACAGCUGAAAAGAAGGAAAAGGAGAAGAAUGCUGCGAGAGAGGAGUCCUUCACCUCCUGCUGUUCAAAACAAAAGACAGACGCCUCCUCUCCCCCUGUUAAGCACUCGCUACACCGCUGACCAGAUGAACUGUGCCCCUGAACUUGAGGACAAAAAGAAGUUCCUCACCAUGUUCAGCCUCUCCCAUGUCAAUUCACAACAGAGGAAAGACAAUGAAAAGGUUGUAGAGCUACUGCAGGCAAUAAAAACGAAGAACGUAACACUAGAAUCCAUCAAGCAUGCUUCCCGCCCCGUGUGUAGGAGCCCCACUACUUCACAAACUGUGGAUCAGGUUGCACAUCAUCCAGGACAGGAAUCAGAAAAGCUAUCUACUACUCUGGCGCCUAUCCCACCUCUUCUAGAUUCUCAAAAGCAUGUAGACUCAAGUUGGGCUGAACAGAUGAAAACCUCAGAAGUGGCAAGACCAAAGGAAAGCCUUCCUGCACCUUUUAAUGUUGUAGACAAAGAAAAACCAAAUGAAGGGCAUGUUGGGAAAAAAAAUUUAAGUUUGCUUAGUAGUGUUCGAGCACCCCAUGUGACCAAAGAGGUCAACCAAAGCCUCAAUGGUAGGACUAAAAACUGGGAGGCGUUCACAGCUGAAGAAUUUGCUCACCAAUUCCAUGAAUCUGUUCUGCAGUCCACUCAGAAAGCCUUGCAGAAACAGAAGGGGACUACAAUUGGACAAAUCACAGAGAUGCAUCAUAAACUGGACUCUUCAGUUCACUACAACAUUCCAGAGCUCCAGUCCUCCAGCAAGGUUAUGGUGCCCACGCCACAAUUGCAGCAAAAUGGCCAGCAUGGUACUAUACAGUCACGCAAGGAGUUGGCACAUGAGGAAGAGGAGGAUGAAGACUCUGAAGAUUUAGAGGAAGAAGAGGAGGAGGAAGACUCUCCACGACCAAAAUGGCAUGGAAUUGAAGCUAUUUUUGAGGCUUAUCAAGAGUACAUUGAUGAGCAAAGUAUCGAGCGGCAGGUGCUUCAGACCCAGUGCAGGAGGCUGGAGGCUCAUCACUAUAAUCUCACCCUAACAGCAGAGCAGCUCUCGCACAGUAUGGGGGAACUCGUGACUCAAAAACAGAAGCUUUCGUCAGAAAAGGAGAAACUUCAGGCAGAAUUGGACCACUUACGAAAGUGCCUUGCACUACCGCAGAUACACUGCUCUAGAGGUUAUUUCAAGGGGUAUCCCCCAAGGUGACAUCCCUCUACCCUGUGUCCCCAUAGUAGGAAAAAAAAAAAAGUUUAUUUUAUUACUUGGAAUUAUUUAAUGAAAAAAAAAAAAAAUUCUGCAGAAGACUGAAGCUGCAACAAUGGAAACAAAUAUGUGCCAUGCAUGUAAACAUCCACUCCAUGACAGUUUGCCUGGUGGUGGACAUGGACCAGUGACACCAGGAAAUCCUCCACUGAAGAAAACGGCAAGUUUUGCACUCUUGCCAGUGUCAGGUGACGUGACUGUGAGCAGGCGUCGGUUGGAUAGAGCGCCCUCAAUUCUGUUGCCAUAGCAUCCUCAGGAGACAGAGGCCUUGAUUCUGAUGCAGUGCCGUCCGUCGUGGGUUGGGUUAGGUUUAGUUCUGCGUAAGAGCCAUGACACCACUUGGCAGUCUAACUGUGCAAUGUAAGCAAAAGAAAAUGUGUCCCUUUUUAUUUUUUUCAGACACUUUGUGUAGCAAACUCUUAUGACGAGUGACCCUGGCUCCUCUCUGGCAGUUUUUAAUAAAGAUUAAAAUACUUGACUUUCAUCCAAAUGGGCUUUUCCACGGGAAAUGCACUUAAGAAAAACCAAGGUGUGACCUUGAGUUAUUGUGUUACAAGCAACACCUUUUUUCAGUUAAGGAAGGAAUAAAUGCAUAUUUUGGAAAGAUUUGAAAUCAGUAAUGUCAGUUAGGCAUUGUUUUAUUACAAUAUAGAAAUUUUGAAAACAGAAGAAAACAAGGGUGCUUAGCCUUGUAAUGUACAUAAUAUUAAAAGAAUUUUGUAUGUUUUUAUUACUUUAAUUAUUGUUUUAAAAGGCCUGCCAUUUUUAAUAUGUUAAUGCUUUUUGGCAAAAAAAAUACCACGCUUUUAGUGUUUGUACUGCUGCUGGUCAGGAUAAAAAAUUUUGAAGUGUUUUAAAAAAUAAAAAAAAAAAAGACAAGCAAAUUUGUUGACUGGCACACUGGUUUGAUCUCAGUGAUGUGCCAGUCGAGACGAGCGUCACAGGAUUACACGUCAGGCGCGGUGCCUGCCUUCCUCCCUCCCUAACUCCGACUCCAAAAGCCUACAGCGUCCGAUUGUGCGUGACGGCGACACUCGGGAUCACUGAGUCGCCAGCGCCACGGACUGGGAUUAGUGCCGCGCCUUGCAUUUGGGGUUUGGUUUUGUUUUUUUAUUUUUUUUGCUAAUAUUGCCAUAAUGGGUGUCUUGAGAAUCGGUGUUCUCAUUCCCAUUUUCCUUUCACGCAGGUGCUCACCCGUUGCAGUUACAGUGCAACACAAUUUUUUAUUUUAUUUUCAUUUAAACCGAGAUGCAUUGCUUGGCAGUGGUAGAUGUACAGACAUUGAGAUGGCAUAUAAAGUGGACCUCAAGCUUCUGAAUGAUCCAUCCAGUCAUCAAUCAUCAAGGCCCUCUUCAUCCAAUUCGGGGUUGCGUUGCAGGCUGAAGCCAAUUUUGGCAGGAACCAACCAUGGAUGGGGUGCCAAGUUAUUGUAGACCACACUUGUUCACCAGUGUAGUGCCUAUCAUUCAGAAAUUUGUCAAAAGGAGCGAGUCUGAGGUAACGCUGGUCCGUUUUUGUGGUGACCAAACUAAUUGAAAGUCCACCUUAAACUGAAGUGCUGGCACAGUGGUGACACAUUACAACAGAUUUUUUAAAAUUGAGGAAGGAUGUAAGACAUAACAAACUCCGCCACCUUCUUGACGGUCAUGUGCACACACUCCUUGUGGUUCCGGUUGUAGUUUUUCCUUUAUUUUCAGACUGUUCCACCUCACGAGUUUGUCGUGAACGCUUCCUCUGAAGGGUGUUGGCAUUUCUAUCACUUCUGACAGAGAGCCGGCCCGGUAUCCGUGUCAGUGCACAAUUCACGGGUGAUUACUUUAAACAAAUCUGGGUGCUGGCGGUCUUUCUCUCCAAGUGUAAGACGUGUUUAUUGUUCUUUUUGUCCUCAUCAGUUCUCAUCUUUAAGUCAACUUUGUACCAAGCAGGUCCUAAUGAAUUCCUUUACCCCCAGCUCACAAGCAGAUGGUGUUUAUGAUGGCCUCGGAUCGUAUACUCUGACCACCGCCCUCCCACCAGAAAUGCAGACCGGUGCCAAGUAACCAAUUCUGCAGUUAUGGUGGUUAGGUUAGCCUUCUCUGUCCCAGCAAGACACAGUUUUGGGGGCUCCUUGAUUUCUUUCUUCAUGUUAGAAUUUGAAACUCAACAAAAAUGGAGUUCACUGUGCCUGCCUAAGAAGACUGAGGAAUGCCUGUGGUGCUCAGAAGUAUUAACCGCGUUUUAGUUCCUGUGUUGUUUAGCUGUUUCUUUUUAGUUGACAGCAUUUCAUAUUCUUUACGUACUUUUAUUCAUGGCUACCUUUUGCUCUCUACUUUCAACUUGUCACAUUUCUUGCCCGCACCGGUCUCUUCUCAGAAGGGUCACAUGCGCCAUUAGGACUGACUCGCUGGCGCCCCUCAGUGUUGGUUCCUGCCUCGUGUCCAAUGCUGCCAAGUACCCUGCAACCCUGUAAUGGACUAAGAGAGUUCAUGAAGUGAUGGAUGAUCAUCCUGUAGUUCCAAAUACCCACUUGUUGAUCUGGAAAGUGCAAGGCCUGCUAUCGGUUACUCACUGCGUCAAGAGGCUCCCCCAAACAGUCAAGUGCUUUAAGUUUCGUGUCUUUUCAAUAACACAUCUUCAUUCUGCUUAUUUUAUAGCCCCUGCUUACUGAAGACCACAGACCGGGGGGGGGGGGGGUGAACACAGCACUCCUCUGAAAUCUUUAAAGUUCAGACUUUCUUUCUGCAAUGCAAUAUAGGUUUUUUUUUUUUGUUUUUUUUACAUCUAAUUUUAAUAUGAAAUGUUAAUAAAAAAUCUAUUUUUUUAUGUGAAAACAAAUGAAAAUUCUUUUUAGUGGAAAUAGUGAGUUACAAGUAUGCGCCACUUUUAUUUUUUAGCUCUACCAAUGUGUCCAGAGUGCUGCAAAGAGGAAUGCUUUAAUAAAACAGGAGUGAGCAGCAAAAGCCGAGGUCUGCACAGACUUAAUUGUAGCCCCGCCGGCAAACGGCUUCUCCAGAUUGUCUCUGCUAAUGGCUCUUUAUUAUUUCACUUGCACUAUGAACGAGAGGGCCACUUUGGUCACUGUUUCGGAGCACACUGCCGUCAUUUGAAGUAUACGCCAUGGCACUGCCGUGCAUCCAUUCUACCCUUAAACGCAUUGUAAUUGGCCUUGGGGGCAGAUCUGCACCUCACACCUUCGCCAUCGCCCGCCGCCCAGCAAACUGAGCACUUGACAGCAACACUGGAGCCGGGAUGCUGGAAGUGGAAACUCUCACUCCAAACUCUCACUUUUCUAUUUGUACAUAAGGUUUUUUUUGUUUUGUUUUUGUUUUUUUUGCUAAAGGAUCUUUUAUGUGGCAUUGUGGUUUUAAACCCCCCCACCCCCCCCACACAUACACCAAAAAUAAUAAAAAAAAUACCCUGCCGAAUUUCAGGAAAGUAACAAAAGUAAAGAUUCAUGAAAGCCGUGCUGCUGCAAUUAAGCAUUGAUCUUCCCAUUAGACAUAAGCGUCGUCCUUUUUGAUCAUUUUCUUUAAAGUGGAAAGGGAGGAACGAGGCAAACCCACCCACUGCAGUGUCGUUGGGGUCAGUUUUAGAUGCUGUGAAAAAUAAAAAAAAGGAAAAAAAUCCUGUUUUAAAGUGUAUUUGUUUAAAUUAAUUGUAAUGUAAUAUAUUCUUUGUUGAAUGUAGUAAUUAGGUAUUUAUGAAUAUAUUGCUGUAAUUUCCAACUAAAAAAAUACAAUAAAUAAAAUCUUGAAAAUGUU
This is a messenger RNA of Erpetoichthys calabaricus (reedfish), 10273 nucleotides long. RefSeq names its product Gse1 coiled-coil protein b (gene gse1b). The record is from RefSeq and is a predicted model, not a curated record. The coding region runs from base 165 to 6476 and encodes 2103 amino acids. NCBI's taxonomy places the organism in Eukaryota, Metazoa, Chordata, Cladistia, Polypteriformes, Polypteridae. The transcript has 18 exons.